Molecule: messenger RNA, 763 nt
Organism: Prunus mume (Japanese apricot)
Lineage: Eukaryota; Viridiplantae; Streptophyta; Magnoliopsida; Rosales; Rosaceae
Source: RefSeq, a predicted model, not a curated record
AACCCCCUCUCUCUCUCUCUCAAGUGAAAUAAAAUCCUCUCUCUCUAAUCUCUAUCUGUGUCUCUCUGUAUAUUUUUCCAUGGCUGCUAAGGAAGGAGAGGUUGGUUUUGAAGAAGGAAUGUUGUGGCUGCCGCAACAAGUUCUAGACGAAGCAAUAUGUGACACAAAGACAUACUCGAGGCUUCAAGUGCAGCACCACCACCAGCAUCAUCAUCAUUUGAAUUCAAAACCUAGCUCAAUUAGACCUCAUCAUCAUAGACCAAAAGCCAAUGUCAACUGGUCAUCUGGAGGGCCUGGAAUGCAAGCUAUUUUCCUGGAUUCUUCUAGCCAAAGAUCAUGUGGCACUGGCGUUUUUCUUCCUCAAAUAGCAGGCUCCAACUCCCACAAAACUAAAAAACCAGCUUGUGCUCCUGUUCUUCUGCCCUCCCGUGUGGUUCAAGCUCUCAACCUCAAUGUUCAUUCCCUAGGCCUCCAAAUUUCACCGCGACAAGAUGCUAAGGAUCAUAAACGAAAAGGCGACGAUUGUAUUUCGGCUCAUAAUAAAAGUGGAAAUAAAGAUGUUCCAUCGACUCAAUGCUACAUUAUUUCUCAAAAUCCAAGUUCUUCCCCGGAGUUAUUUCUUCCCAAGGAAUGGACAUACUAGGGGGAAUGUGUGGAACAAUUAUACAUGUACACAAGAGAAACUCGUCAUAAAAGGCUAAUCUCUCCUAGCCAUAUGAUUGAUGUGCUUUAAAUAAUCUUGAUCGUGUUAUAUAGCUUUAAA